AUGUUCAUAGCUGCUUGGUUUUCUACCCGCCGUACAUCUAGCGCAUGGCUCUUCUUCAUCGCGCUAUUCUGCUUCUCAAUACACGCCGCAGCAUCGAACCUAACAUGCUACUACCCGGACGGCCUUGAGAACAGAGGCGACGCGUGCAAUCCUACCUCCUCCGUCUCCCAAUGCUGUGGUCCCGGCUUCGUUUGUCUCGGUAAUGGCCUCUGCCUCCCAGGUCCCGAAGACACGAAAUCCUACGACUGGAAAUACUACCGAAGCGGCUGUACCGAUCCAAUAUGGGCUUCCCCAACCUGUCCCAAUUUCUGUCUAGGCCCCAACGAUAGCAUCGACUCGGGCCAAGGCAUCCAAAGCUGCUCCGGCGGCCCGAACCGCUACUGCUGCGCCCACAGCCGCCGUAUGGACUGCUGCUCCAACUCCACCAACAUCUUCACCCUCGGCUUGGCGAAUAUCGUCACCACGAUACCGUAUAUCUCGAAGGCAGCUAGCACGACAGCUCCGCCCAGCAUUACUCUGGUUCCAGGUCCUUCGUCCGGCAGUGGCGGUGUAUCGAAGAGCGUUUCCACAGGUGUAGGCGUCGGCGUUGGCGUCGGUGGCGCGCUCGCCAUCAUCCUCGGUGUUCUUCUCUUCCUACGGCACAGGCAACGAAAGAUGGGCGCGAAACGGUCCCCGGAGUUUGGUUCGCACAGGUUUGAGACGCGGCAGGAUGGGGCGGGGAAUGAUAGUGGGACUGUGGUAAAAGAUGCAGAGUUUUUGGCGAUGCGCGACGGCGGGGGAGAGGAGAUUCGGGCGUAUCUACCGAGUAGUCCGCUGGAGCUGGAGAGCUCGCCACGGUUUGAGUUGGGCGUAUUGCCGGAUCAUGACGAGCGUGCGCCGCUGGGGAAGAAGGGGGAUGAGGCAGAGGAAAGGAAUAAGUACCCUGGGAAGUAUUUUAAAGAGGAGGGGUUGCAUCGGCAUGAGGUGCCGGGUUGA
Mytilinidion resinicola is the source of this 975-nucleotide messenger RNA. RefSeq lists its product as uncharacterized. The record is from RefSeq and is a predicted model, not a curated record. The transcript has 3 exons. The coding region runs from base 1 to 975 and encodes 324 amino acids. NCBI's taxonomy places the organism in Eukaryota, Fungi, Ascomycota, Dothideomycetes, Mytilinidiales, Mytilinidiaceae.